GCUAUGCCAGGACCCAGGCCUGUGGUGCUGAGUGGACCCUCAGGGGCCGGAAAGAGCACACUGAUGAAGAAGCUGUUGCAGGACUAUGAAGGUGUCUUUGGAUUCAGCGUGUCACACACAACAAGAAACCCUCGGCCAGGGGAGGAAGAUGGCAAAGACUACCACUUCACAAACAGGGAAGCCAUGCAGAAGGGCAUAGAAAACGGUGAUUUUAUCGAGAGUGCAGGGUUUUCCGGCAACUUGUAUGGAACGAGCAAAUCUGCCAUAGAGGAUGUGCAAGCAAAGAACCUCAUCUGCAUCCUGGAUGUGGACAUCCAGGGGGUGAUGAAGAUUAAGGAGACGGACCUGAACCCGAUCUACAUCUCAAUCCAACCUCCCUCCAUGGAGAUCCUGGAAAAACGUCUGAGAGACCGGCAGACAGAGACGGAGGAAAGUUUACAGAAACGCCUGGAGGCUGCACAAACCGACCUAGAGCUCAGCAAAGAGCCAGGAGUGUUCGAUGUCAUCAUCAUCAAUGACGACUUAGACAAGGCCUACGAAGAACUGAAAGCUAUCCUUUCUGAUGAAAUUAAAAAAGUUCAGGAGGCCAAGUCAUAG
Lampris incognitus (smalleye Pacific opah) is the source of this 597-nucleotide messenger RNA. RefSeq names its product guanylate kinase 1b (gene guk1b). Gene Ontology annotation, cellular component: cytosol. The coding region runs from base 4 to 597 and encodes 197 amino acids. Gene Ontology annotation, biological process: purine nucleotide metabolic process. The transcript has 7 exons. The record is from RefSeq and is a predicted model, not a curated record. Gene Ontology annotation, molecular function: GMP kinase activity. NCBI's taxonomy places the organism in Eukaryota, Metazoa, Chordata, Actinopteri, Lampriformes, Lampridae.